Molecule: messenger RNA, 724 nt
Organism: Arabidopsis thaliana (thale cress)
Lineage: Eukaryota; Viridiplantae; Streptophyta; Magnoliopsida; Brassicales; Brassicaceae
Gene: HSP17.4
Product: heat shock protein 17.4
Exons: 1
Coding region: 109-579 (156 amino acids)
Cellular component (GO): cytoplasm
Source: RefSeq, marked reviewed
CUCUACCAUCAUUUCUCCCUAUAAAUACGCCAACGCACAUAAGUGUUUGCAUUCGAAGAGAGUUCUAGCAAAACAAAACAAAACAGAGCAAACAGAGUAAGCGAAACGAUGUCUCUAGUUCCGAGCUUUUUUGGAGGCCGAAGAACAAACGUGUUCGACCCAUUUUCACUAGACGUAUGGGAUCCGUUCGAAGGAUUCUUGACGCCCGGGUUGACAAACGCACCUGCCAAGGACGUGGCAGCGUUCACAAACGCUAAAGUGGACUGGAGGGAGACACCUGAAGCGCAUGUGUUCAAGGCGGACGUGCCUGGGCUUAAGAAGGAAGAGGUGAAGGUGGAGGUUGAAGAUGGUAACAUACUUCAGAUAAGCGGUGAGAGGAGCAGUGAGAAUGAAGAGAAGAGUGACACAUGGCACCGUGUGGAGCGGUCAAGUGGGAAGUUCAUGAGGAGGUUUCGGUUGCCAGAGAAUGCAAAGGUGGAGGAAGUAAAGGCGAGUAUGGAGAAUGGGGUGUUGUCGGUUACGGUGCCGAAAGUUCAGGAGAGUAAGCCGGAGGUCAAGUCCGUUGAUAUCUCUGGUUAAGAGGAACUCUGAAGUUGGAAAGCUUAAGACAGUAAUAUGUGAUAGUGUGAAAUAAAUGGUGCGACUUUCCUUUCUUCUUUUUCUUGUAAUCACCAAUCUCGUUGUAUCAAUAUAAGUAAUCGUAAUAAAAGAGUGUUUUGAUCCA